AUGGCUCAGGGCCCGCCUUCUUUCAGCCGGAAGUCCUCCACACCAUGGGACAGGCUGCGACCUGUAAAGCAGGAUCCUCUGGAAAGCAUGGGGUUCAUCUCCAAAGGCGACAAUAGGCUUCUGGACCCCAAAGCACAGGAGAACUUUUACAACAAGAUUGUCGCUCGAUACAUGCAGUUUUGCACACGGCAUUCCAAAGACCUCGAUAAUGCUUUCGCUUCACUCUCACUGGACGAGGGCCGAUUGGCCUCGCCGGAUCCGGGCAGAGCCUCCCCAGCGAUUGCAACCGGGCAGAACCGUCCUCCUCCUUCACAGGGACCGUCGCCGACAGGUGUGACUGCCUCUCAAACUGGUCAACCAGUUAGCAUGCCAACCUCAUCUCCAUCAGCCGAGCUGUCUACAAUUCUCCUGGCUCUGCGAAAGCUGCGAGAAGGGUUACUUGCCAGCUCAGCGACAGCACCCUCGCCAGUCUUUUCUCAGCGCGUCCAUGUGUUCAACAUCAGAGCAGCAAUCCUUGCCCUGCAUCCACCGGGAUAUCAUGCUUCGCUUUCGCAUCUGCUGUUUGUUCUGCACACUCCCGCAGGUCCCCUUCCACGAUCCGAACUGGUCGAGAUGACAACUUAUCUCAUCCUCGACACCGCUCUUCGGCAGAAUGACUUGUCGAAGGCCUACGCUCUCCGGUACCACAGCCGGGUGAAAUUUGGAUACAAGAGCAGGGCUGUUGAUAGUAUCUUAAGAUCUGUUGUCAUGGGCGACUGGGUCACAUUUUGGCACGUGCGGCAGAAAGUCGACGGCUACAUUCGAGCGCUGCUUCACUGGUACAUCGAGACCCAGCGCAAACUGGCCCUCAAAGCCAUCAGCCGCGCGUACUACACCUGCGACAUCAACUGGAUCAUCCAGAGCGCCACAGGAGGGGACCUUAGCUGGGAAGAACUGGUCCAAGCAGAAGACGUUGGCUGGGUGCGUGAGGGUGACAAGGCCAUCAUCCGAAAGCCGAAGUCCAAGCCCGCCAAUUGA
This is a messenger RNA of Capronia epimyces CBS 606.96, 1017 nucleotides long. RefSeq lists its product as uncharacterized. NCBI's taxonomy places the organism in Eukaryota, Fungi, Ascomycota, Eurotiomycetes, Chaetothyriales, Herpotrichiellaceae. Bases 1 to 1017 code for a protein of 338 amino acids. The record is from RefSeq and is a predicted model, not a curated record. The transcript has 2 exons.